AAAAGACAGAGGGAAAAGGAAGAAGAGAAGAAAAUUUUGAGUGGGUGAGGAGAGUUUGCGAUAAGAGACGUCUUCUACUUUGUCUAUAAUUACAGUAAGCACUUUUGCAAAACAAAACUAAAACUUCUGGAGAAUUUUCGGACACUAACGGGUCAAACCUUUUUACUUGUCGUUUGAUUAAAUUAAUUGUUUGAAAAUCUCCUUCUUCCUCCUCAUCAGUCUCACCGUGUCUGUUCUUAGAUAGAGCGAGCGAAAGGAAAAGCAUUACUGUUUAACCGCAAAGUUGGGAUUUUGAUUCAUCUUAUUGAGGAAUAAACAGAGUAAACAAAAUUCUCUUCCAAGAGGAGGAGAAAAGUUGAGAUUUUUCCACCUCUCAUCUCAAGAAGCUCGAGUAUGUCUUCUGUAGCAGUGUUAUGGGUUGCUUCCUCUUCUCCUAAUCCAGACCCGAUGAACACUUGUGGGUUGGUAAGGGCUGUAGAGUCUUCUAGAGUUCUCUCUCGUUGUCAGAAUCAGAGAAUGGACAAUGGUAGGAGGAAGCAAACAACAAAAACGUGGACCUCUUCUUCUUCUUCCUCUCUAAUGAGCUACAGAAGGAAUGUUGUGUCUUCGAGCGUAGUAGCAAGUCAUGCAGGAGAGAUAGCACUCUCAUCUGAAGAGAAGGUUUACAACGUUGUGCUUAGACAAGCGGCUUUGGUUAACAAACAGCUCAGGUCUACUUCUCCUGAACUUGAUGAUGUGAAGAAACCACGGGAUAUUGUUCUCCCUGGGAGUUUGAGUUUGUUGGGUGAAGCUUAUGAUCGUUGCGGCGAAGUUUGCGCUGAAUAUGCUAAAACCUUUUAUCUUGGAACUUUGCUUAUGACACCAGAGAGGCGAAAGGCGAUUUGGGCUAUAUACGUUUGGUGCAGAAGAACUGAUGAGCUGGUAGAUGGGCCUAAUGCAUCACACAUAACUCCCAUGGCGUUAGAUAGAUGGGAAGCAAGGCUAGAAGAUCUAUUCCGUGGCCGUCCAUUCGAUAUGCUUGAUGCUGCUCUCGCUGAUACCGUUGCUAGAUACCCUGUCGAUAUUCAGCCAUUUAGAGACAUGAUCGAAGGAAUGAGAAUGGAUUUGAGGAAGUCCAGAUACAAGAACUUUGAUGAUCUCUACCUUUACUGCUACUAUGUAGCCGGAACCGUCGGUUUGAUGAGCGUUCCGGUUAUGGGAAUCGAUCCCAAGUCCAAAGCAACGACCGAGAGUGUUUACAACGCUGCCUUGGCUCUCGGUAUAGCUAAUCAGCUUACCAACAUACUCAGAGACGUUGGCGAAGAUGCAAGAAGAGGAAGAGUUUAUCUGCCCCAAGAUGAGUUAGCUCAAGCUGGUCUCUCAGAUGAAGACAUAUUCGCGGGAAAAGUCACUGAUAAAUGGAGGAACUUCAUGAAAAUGCAGCUUAAGCGAGCAAGAAUGUUCUUUGACGAAGCUGAGAAAGGCAUUACUGAGCUGGACGCUGCUAGCAGAUGGCCGGUAUGGGCGUCGCUCCUAUUGUACAGGAGAAUAUUGGACGAGAUUGAAGCGAAUGAUUACAACAACUUUACGAAGAGAGCUUAUGUGGGGAAAGCCAAGAAAAUUGCAGCUCUGCCAUUGGCUUAUGCUAAAUCAGUACUAAAGACUCCAAGUUCAAGAGGAACAACUUAAGAGGGCUUUUGUGAUUAAAGGAAAAGCUUAGGGUCGAAUUUAUGAUGUUAAUUAAUAUAUAUACAUAUAAAUGGCCAAAUAAAAUUCUUAUUUCUCUAUGUAAAAAGUAAAAAAAAAUAUUUUAUUUCUCUUGGCUACUGAAGAAAUAGGAAUAUUUUGGUUGGAGAGCUA
This is a messenger RNA of Brassica oleracea var. oleracea, 1839 nucleotides long. Its product is annotated as phytoene synthase, chloroplastic. Gene Ontology annotation, biological process: carotenoid biosynthetic process. The record is from RefSeq and is a predicted model, not a curated record. Gene Ontology annotation, molecular function: geranylgeranyl diphosphate synthase activity. The transcript has 7 exons. Lineage: Eukaryota; Viridiplantae; Streptophyta; Magnoliopsida; Brassicales; Brassicaceae. Bases 394 to 1668 code for a protein of 424 amino acids.